Messenger RNA from Aspergillus heteromorphus CBS 117.55, 1153 nucleotides. Its product is annotated as DUF500-domain-containing protein. The record is from RefSeq and is a predicted model, not a curated record. NCBI's taxonomy places the organism in Eukaryota, Fungi, Ascomycota, Eurotiomycetes, Eurotiales, Aspergillaceae. The transcript has 3 exons. Bases 1 to 939 code for a protein of 312 amino acids. Gene Ontology annotation, molecular function: phosphatidylinositol binding.
AUGCCACCCUUUGAGAUGCUCAAGGGGAUGCACAGUCCCUUGCCAGGUUCCCUGGAGACUGAAUGCAACAAAGCCGCGCAAAUCCUCGACACCUUCACGAACCCCGAUCGCACCGACGGGCCCGACAGUCUCAUUCCACCGAAGAUCCUCUCCAGCGCGAAGGGCUUCGCCAUAUUCUCCAUCUCCAAACUCGGCAUCCUGGGCUCCAUCCGCCUGGGCUCAGGCAUCCUGAUCGCGCGCCUCCCCAACAACGCGUGGUCGGCGCCCUCGGCCAUCGCGACCGUCGGCAUCGGCAUCGGCGGCCAGAUCGGGGUCGAGAUCGCCAACUUCGUCCUCGUGCUCAACACCACCAGCGCCGUGCGCACCUUCGCGCAGAUGGGCAGUCUGUCGCUGGGCAAGAACGUCUCGUUUGCGGUCGGGCCGUCCGGACGGUACGGCGAGGUCGGCGGGGUGAUCAGUUCGGGCGGCGUGGCGGGGAUAUUCUCCUACGGGCAGAACAGGGGGCUCUUUGGCGGGUUCAGUACCGAGGGCAGCGUGGUGUAUGAGCGCAGGGGGGCGAAUAAGAAGUUUUAUGGCCGCAAGGUCAGGGUCAGGGAGUUGGUGGGCGGGUGUGUGGAUGUUCCCGCGGAGGCCGGGGGGUUGGUGGAUGUGUUGAGGGGGGAGAGGUUUAGGAUGAAUGUCACUGAGGGGAUUGGGAAGGGGGAGAAGGGGGAGGACAGUGUGGGUGUCUCCGAGUUGGAUGCUGGAGACGAGGCUGUCAAGAUGCCGGCCGAGUUGCCGGCCGAGAUGGUUGCGGAGAUGCCCGUCGAGUUUCUGGCCGAGUUGCCGGCCGAGGUCGUCCCUGAUUCCUUUUUUCUGGAUAGGAGGGGCGGGGAGGAGGUCAAGAGGAAGCCGCUGCCUGAGUUGGCGGAGGAGGUGCCGAUCAAGAUGCAGACUUGAUCAGCCUUCUUGGCUGGUGACGAGGGUGGUGAGGAGGAUGAUUUACUCCCUCCGCCUCUCUCGGCUCUGAGAUCGUCGCGAACCCUCAUGCGCGGUGCCCGGAUGGAUCGCUGCGAGGUGAUUCAUCCAACAGCUCUCGGAUUGACAGCCAGUCGAUGCACAGACGUCUGCAUCCUGCCGUGCGUGGCGUCGGCACAGACAGACAUCUCACUCU